Penicilliopsis zonata CBS 506.65 is the source of this 2987-nucleotide messenger RNA. RefSeq lists its product as hypothetical. Gene Ontology annotation, molecular function: carbohydrate binding; hydrolase activity, hydrolyzing O-glycosyl compounds. Gene Ontology annotation, biological process: carbohydrate metabolic process. The transcript is spliced from 7 exons. Lineage: Eukaryota; Fungi; Ascomycota; Eurotiomycetes; Eurotiales; Aspergillaceae. The record is from RefSeq and is a predicted model, not a curated record. Bases 152 to 2869 code for a protein of 905 amino acids.
GACGUGACCAAAUCCAAUACGAUGGAUAGUUCUCCAAAUCUAGCAGAGAGCUCACGCUGAGACAUUUAAACAUUAAAGCAGAAGCCGAAGAUUCCUGAACAUCUACUAGUGAGAUAGAUAUACACAGACCUCGCUACAUCUGAGAGACGCCAUGAUCUUUGCCUGGGUCGGCCUGGCCCUUAUGGGCACUGCUUUGGUAUCUGGGGCAGAGAGCCAGCAGUGUCCCGGGUACAAAGCAUUCAAUGUCGCGGAGACGAUCAAUUCUGUGACGGCUGAUUUGGUUCUAGCGGGAGAGCCCUGCAACACAUACGGAACGGAUUUGAAGAACCUGAAGCUGUUGGUGGAGUAUGAGAGUGAGGACCGUCUUCAUGUGAUGAUCUAUGAUGCCGAUGAACAGGUCUAUCAAGUCCCCGAAUCCGUAGUCCCUCGUCCCGGCAGCAAGGGGAACCAGUCACGCGAGGCUUCAGCUCUCCAGUUUGGAUACGAGGAGAGUCCGUUCAGCUUCAAGGUCUCGAGAGGAGACGAGGUCUUGUUUGACAGUUCGGCAUCUAGCCUCGUCUUCCAGUCCCAGUAUUUGAACCUUCGCACAUGGCUCCCAGAUGAGCCCAAUCUUUACGGACUCGGAGAGCACAGUGACAGCCUCCGCUUACAAACAAACAAUUACACUCGCACUCUUUGGAGCCGUGAUGCGUACGGUAUUCCCGAUCAUACUAACCUCUACGGUAACCACCCGGUCUACCUGGACCAUCGCGGGGACAAGGGAUGCCAUGGGGUCUUCUUGUUGAAUUCCAACGGGAUGGAUAUCAAAAUCAACCAGACAGAAAAUGGCAGACCCUACCUGGAAUAUAACUUGCUCGGUGGCGUCUUUGAUUUUUACUUCAUGGCCGGUCCCUCGCCCAAGCAAGUCAGCGCGCAGUACGCGCAAGUGGUCGGGCUGCCUGCAAUGAUGAGUUAUUGGACCUUUGGUUUCCACCAAUGUCGAUACGGAUACCGUGAUGUCUUCGAAGUGGCAGAAGUUGUCUACAAUUAUAGCCAGGCUGGCAUUCCAUUGGAAACCAUGUGGACGGAUAUUGACUACAUGGACGGCCGCAGAGUCUUCACCCUCGACCCAGAGAGAUUUCCCCUGCAUAAGAUGCGGGAACUGGUUGAUUACCUCCACAAUCACGACCAGCAUUAUAUCCUCAUGGUAGAUCCGGCUGUGAGCGUUAGUGACAAUGGUGCAUUCGAUAGAGGCAAAGAAAAGGGCGUCUUCCUCAUGCGCGAGAAUGCCACCCUCUAUGAAGGAGCCGUGUGGCCUGGCGUGACGGCUUUCCCUGACUGGUUCAACCCUGCCACCGCAGCCUAUUGGAACGGCGAGUUCGAUAUCUUCUUUAGUCCCAACGACGGAGUCAAUGUGGAUGGCCUGUGGAUAGAUAUGAACGAGGCUUCCAAUUUCUGCCCCUGGCCUUGCUCCGAUCCCGCGGCGUUCGCUGUGGAAGACAAUCUUCCUCCUGCUCCACCUCCAGUGCGGCCAAACCCUCGACCGUUGCCUGGCUUUUCCGGAGACUUCCAGCCAUCACCAUCUGCAUCAUCGAAGCGGCGCUCCGUCCAGGAAGCUCUCAGCAACUCGAAGGGAACCAAGAUCGGGCUGCCCAACCGCAACCUUAUCGACCCGCCCUAUCGCAUUGCCAACGCUGCGGGUUCUCUUAGCAACUUGACCAUCGACACUGACCUGAUCCACGCGGGCGAAGGCUAUGCAGAGUAUGAUACGCACAAUCUUUACGGCACCAUGAUGAGCUCUGCAUCUCGAGAAGCUAUGCUACAACGUCGUCCCGAGGUCAGACCGUUAGUGAUUACUCGCAGCACCUUUGCUGGAGCAGGCGCUCAUGUCGGACACUGGUUCGGUGAUAACCUCAGCCAAUGGGACAAGUAUCGGAUCUCGAUUGCCGAGAUGCUGGGAUUCGCAUCCAUCUUCCAGGUCCCUAUGGUGGGCUCCGAUGUGUGUGGAUUCGGAGGCAACACGACCGAAGAGCUUUGCGCGCGCUGGGCGACUCUCGGGGCGUUCUAUCCCUUUUACCGGAACCACAACAACAUGGACACGAUUUCGCAGGAGUUCUACCGCUGGCCCACAGUGGCUGAAGCGGCGCGCAAAGUCAUCGAUAUCCGAUACCGUCUGCUCGACUACCUGUACACGUCCUUCCACCGGCAGAGUCAGACGGGCGAGCCCUUCCUGCAGCCGCUGUUCUUCCUCUAUCCCACAGACUCGGGCACGUUCAGCAACGAGCUGCAAUUCUUCUACGGCGAUGCAAUCCUAGUCAGCCCCGUGACUGAGGCAGACAGCACCUCUGUCGAAGCCUAUUUCCCAGACGAUAUCUUCUAUGACUGGUACACGGGUCUUGCCCUGCGCGGCAGGGGCGCUAACCAAACCAUCACCAACGUCGGUCUCACGCAGAUCCCUCUACACAUCCGUGGCGGCUCGAUCGUUCCUGUGCGCAGCGAGAGCGCCAAUACCACCGCCGCGGUGCGUCAACGCGGGUUCACGCUGCUCAUCGCCCCUGGGCUCGACGGAACCGCCACGGGCAGCCUGUACAUCGACGACGGCGAUUCAGUCGAGCAAGCAGCCACGCUCGAAGUUCGAUUUAAUUUUAAUAAUGGAACGUUAACCAUGGACGGCUCGUUCGCGUACCGCGCCGGUGUGAAGAUCGAGGCAGUGACACUCCUUGGCCAGGUCUCUGCCCCUCGCUCGCACCUGUCCGAGGGACGUGUGUAUAAUGCAACCAGCCAGAGCAUCACGGUCACCACGGCAUGGGAUCUGAGUGGCCCGGAGAGUUUAACCCUGUUUACUGAACCACAGCAUCGACCAUUGUCGACUAUGCAGGCUCUCUGGUAGUAAAAAGCAAUAACUAGUGUCUAACGCGACCACGCGUCGUGUCUACAUGUAUGUUAGUACUCCUGGAAUGCAAGGGGAGACAAUUUACAUAGGAGGCGAAUAAAUAAUAUCUCUGCCC